CGACUUGCAAAAGCCCAAAGUUCUCCGUAUUACCCCAAAAUAACAACCACCACGAUAACAAUUAUAACUAUAAUUUCAUCUCACCAUGUCAGUGACAUGUGGCCAAUGGUUGUUGAAGCCCUUGGUAUCAGCUGCUAGUACAAGAUCCUCCCACUCUUAUCUGUCUACUGUUUCAGUGUUCAAGCUCUUCACUAAAGAGACACCAGCCCAAGUCUUUGCAGCAAGAAUGGCCACCAGUAGCGGAGCUGACAACAAGACAAACCCCGCCAAAGUCAUUGAUUCACACUUGCACGUUUGGGCAUCUCCUGAAGAGGCUGCAGGUAAAUAUCCUUACUUUCCAGGUCAAGAACCCACUUUACGUGGAGAUUUAGAUUUCUUGUUGCAGUCCUUGGAAGAAGCAGGUGUAGACGGUGCACUCAUUGUACAGCCCAUUAAUCAUAAGUUUGACCAUUCUCUAGUGACAAGUGUCCUGAAGAAGCAUCCAAACAAGUUCGUUGGUUGCUGCCUUGCAAAUCCUGCAGAAGAUGGAAGUGGACUCAAGCAUCUCGAAGAACUUAUUUUGAAGGAUGGUUAUCGUGCUGUUCGCUUUAACCCAUAUCUGUGGCCAUCAGGAGUAAAGAUGACAAAUGACAUUGGAAAGGCACUGUUUUCCAAAGCAGGAGAACUUGGUGUACCAGUUGGUUUCAUGUGCAUGAAGGGUCUCAAUCUCCAUAUUUCAGAAAUUCAGGAAUUAUGCACAGAGUUUCCUUCCACAGUUGUAUUGCUUGAUCAUUUGAGUUUUUGCAAACCACCAACAAAUGAUGAAGAAAGUUUUGCCUUCUCUGAGCUUCUGAAGCUAUCAAAAUUCCCUCAGGUGUAUAUUAAAUUCAGUGCCCUGUUCAGGGUGUCAAGAAUGCCAUUCCCAUACCAGGAUCUGGCCCCCCUCCUCUCCCAAGUUGUUUCAAGCUUUGGCGCGAGCCGAGUCAUGUGGGGCAGCGAUUUCCCCUAUGUUGUUCCUGAAUGCGGUUACAAAGGUGGAAAAGAAGCAGCACUAUCCAUCGCCAAUCAAGUACCUUUAUCAUCAUCCGAGUUGGAGUGGAUAAUGGGUAAAACAGUGAUGCAACUCUUCCAAGGCCAAUGGGUUCCAUGAGCUUGUACCAAAAAGAUUACCCCCGCCAUGCAAAUCACAACAGAAGAUGGUUAAUUGUAUGGGAAAUAAUUGAGGAAUGUUUCUCUUAGCCUUUCACAGGCCCAUGCCUGAUCCUAAGUCUCCAUGUUUUCAGAGACUUUUGAAGAUGCUAUUGGAUGGUAUGGGCUGAACAUAUCAAAACUUACCAAUCCAUCCCGUCCUUCCAA
Populus nigra (black poplar) is the source of this 1335-nucleotide messenger RNA. RefSeq lists its product as uncharacterized. Gene Ontology annotation, biological process: secondary metabolic process. Gene Ontology annotation, cellular component: cytoplasm. Lineage: Eukaryota; Viridiplantae; Streptophyta; Magnoliopsida; Malpighiales; Salicaceae. The coding region runs from base 86 to 1129 and encodes 347 amino acids. Gene Ontology annotation, molecular function: carboxy-lyase activity; hydrolase activity. The transcript is spliced from 10 exons. The record is from RefSeq and is a predicted model, not a curated record.